Alosa alosa (allis shad) is the source of this 4097-nucleotide messenger RNA. It is a transcript of the gene map4k3a, whose product is annotated as mitogen-activated protein kinase kinase kinase kinase 3a. The record is from RefSeq and is a predicted model, not a curated record. Gene Ontology annotation, molecular function: ATP binding; MAP kinase kinase kinase kinase activity. Gene Ontology annotation, biological process: protein phosphorylation. Bases 108 to 2807 code for a protein of 899 amino acids. The transcript has 33 exons. Lineage: Eukaryota; Metazoa; Chordata; Actinopteri; Clupeiformes; Clupeidae.
GGGAAGCCAUGUUUGGUGUUUGUCAGAUUUUUUAAAAUACAUUUUUCACAAUUCGUGAUAUUUUGUUAGUUAGGAGUUGAGGUUGAUAAAAGCCUUCAGACGUUUCAAUGAAUUCCAAUCCCGACAUUUCGCGUAGAAAUCCCCAAGAGGAUUUCGAGAUAAUUCAGCGGAUAGGAAGCGGUACCUACGGUGAUGUCUACAAGGCUCGAAAUGUCACCACUGAGGAGCUGGCUGCCAUUAAAGUCAUUAAACUGGAACCUGGUGAGGAUUUUGCAGUUGUGCAGCAGGAGAUUAUCAUGAUGAAGGACUGCAAGCACUCCAACAUUGUGGCUUAUUUUGGGAGUUACCUAAGAAGGAAUAAAUUAUGGAUAUGCAUGGAGUACUGUGGAGGUGGCUCCCUUCAAGACAUAUACCAUGUAUCGGGGCCUCUGACGGAAUCUCAGAUAGCUUAUGUUUCACGUGAAACACUACAGGGUCUAUACUAUCUACAUAACAAAGGAAAGAUGCACAGAGACAUAAAGGGUGCCAACAUUUUGUUGACAGACAAUGGGCGUGUUAAAUUAGCUGACUUUGGAGUAUCUGCACAAAUUACAGCCACACUGGCUAAGAGGAAGUCUUUCAUUGGAACACCUUAUUGGAUGGCACCAGAAGUUGCAGCAGUUGAGAGGAAAGGAGGCUAUAACCAACUUUGUGACAUUUGGGCAGUGGGCAUAACUGCCAUUGAACUUGCUGAGCUUCAGCCACCCAUGUUUGACUUGCACCCUAUGAGAGCCCUAUUCCUCAUGACAAAAAGCAAUUUCCAACCACCAAGAUUAAAAGACAAAAUUAAAUGGACCAAUGAUUUUCAACAUUUUGUGAAGAUGGCGCUCACAAAAAAUCCAAAGAAGAGGCCUUCAUCUGAUAAGUUAUUGCAGCAUCCUUUUAUCGCACAGCCCCUCAGUCACACUCUUGGCAUUGAGCUGUUGGACAAGGUCAGCAACCCGGACCAUGCCUCCUACUCUGACAUUGAUGAUGAUGACACUGAGCCUGAGCCUCCAAUGGCAGUGCCUCACCGGAUUCAGUCCAUCAGUAGAAAUGCGCGUGAGGAGAAGACACUCUCUGAAAUUAACUUGGGCCAAGUUAAGUUUGACCCUCCAUUGCGGAAGGAGACAGAACCUCAUCAUGAGCCGCUUGACCCAGAUGAUUUUUUGGACUGUGUGGAAGAGAUCUACUACACUGCAAGAUCUAAUUUGGAACUUCAGAUGGAUUAUGGACAUGCAUCCUCUUGUGGUUCCUUUCUUGGAGGGAGUAUGGUCCGCAAUGCCUCCUUGGAGGACAAUAGGGAAGACCAUGAUGAUUCUACACAAGAUCCUGAGGAUGAUUAUUGGGGUAGAAAUAGUGAUAAAGAACAAUCACAAAAUAAAGCAUUCACCAUGAGACCUAAAGUACCCCCACCACCACCUCCUCAGCCCAAGAGCAUCUCCACCCCUCAAGUGGAUCUCACCAGUGACCAUGAUGGCAACCAUGACACUAUCAUGUGUUGUCCAGCCACGGACAGCCCCGAUCUACCAUCCGCCUGUAGCCCUCCUCAGCCAUUAUCCCUGCAAACGCCCCCACAAAAACUCAGCAGCUUAGGCAAUGGAGUGAAUUUGACUGAUGAGAGCAGAAAGAAGGAGACCUCAGGAAAGGAGAAGCCGUCUUCGUCUCCAAGUGAUCCUGCACGAAAAGACAAAAAGGAUGUUGUGAUACCUCUCAGCAAUGGACUACCUCCAACUCCAAAAGUCCAUAUGGGAGCUUGCUUCUCUAAAGUCUUUAAUGGUUGCCCACUGAAAAUCCACUGUGCCACCUCCUGGAUCAACCCCGAUUCUAGAGAUCAACAUCUUAUAUUUGGAGCUGAAGAGGGUAUUUACACUCUAAACCUGAAUGAAUUACAUGAAACAUCAAUGGAGCAGUUGUUUCCUCGGAGAUGUACAUGGCUGUAUGUCAUGAAUAACAGCUUGCUCUCAAUAUCUGGAAAAACCUCACCUCAGCUGUACUCUCACAAUUUGCGUGGCCUUUUUGAGCAUGCUCGGCAUGCCAUUCCAACUCACAAAUUUCCUGACAAGAUUAUUCCCAGGAAAUACACUGUCUCCAAUAAGAUUCCAGACACAAAAGGAUGCCAGAGGUGUUGUGUAGUAAGAAACCCAUAUACUGGUCAUAAGUACCUCUGCAGUGCCUUGCAGUCCAGUAUCAUUCUUUUGGAGUGGGUCGAAUCCAUGCAGAAAUUCAUGCUGGUUAAGAGUAUAGACUUCCCUUUACCCUGUCCUCUGGAGGUGUUUGAGAUGCUGGUGGUCCAAGAUCACCAGUACCCACUCAUAUGUAUGGCUGUCAGCAAAGGCACAGAAUUCAACCAGGUGGUUCGUUUUGAGACAGUAAAUCCAAACUCCACAUUAUCAUGGGUCACCAAAUCAGACAUACCUCAGAGUUCUGUAAUACAGUUAACUCAGCUGGAUGGAGAUACCAUCUUAGUGUGCCUAGAUCACUACAUCAAAAUAGUAAAUUUGCAAGGCAGGCUGAAAUCAAGCAAGAAACUAUCAGCAGAACUCACAUUUGACUUCCAGAUCGAGUCUAUAGUUUGUCUUCAGGACAGUGUUUUAGCAUUCUGGAGACAUGGUAUGCAAGGUCGAAGCUUCAGGUAUAAUGAGAUUACACAGGAGAUCUCAGAUAAUACAAGGAUAUUCAGGCUACUUGGAUCAGACAGGGUUGUAGUCUUGGAAAGCAGGCCAACGGACGACCCUACAGCACACAGUAACCUUUACAUCCUGGCAGGACAUGAGAACAGCUAUUGAGCUUCUUGUAUACUCUUUGCCCAACGACACAGAAUAUGAUCAUCAAACUUUUUGGAUCUUUGAAAUAUUUGCCCUAGUGGUUGAGUGUUGAAGUUACAAGUCAGACAGCCACCAUCAUAACAGUAGAAAUAUGUCACCAUAAUGCUUUAAAUUAACUUAAAGAAAAAAGAUAAAAAAAAGGAAAAACAGUACAGUUUCUAUUUUUUGUAGUACUACACUUUUAUUAUUAUUAUUAUUAUUUUCAUAGCACUAAUACUGACCACAAAAGUUCUGAAGGUCUAACUGUUGUAGGCUAAAUAUAGACAUCAAUUUGAAAUGUAUAAAUAUACGUUAUGUAUAUAUCUAUUCAUAUCCAGUUUACUGAUAUUUGUAGAAAUAUUAUGUGCAAUUUAUGUAUAAUAACAAAUUAUGAAGGUUUGCUUUUAGGUCACAUGUUUAUUGUGCAUGUUUUACAAAAUCAUUAAGAAGUGCCCACCUUCAUCGACUUUUAUGCUUUUUUUAUAGUUUUCCAUGUUUUAUACAAAGCUGUGUUAAUGAUUUAAAGUUUUAUUCAAAACUUGCUUUUUUUGCACAGUAAUUCUAGAUGUUAUCAAGUGUGUGUCCACAAAUCCUGCACAUGACUGUAUGUAAUGAAUAUAAAUGGGGCCAUAGCUAAAAUUUCACUCGCUGUUACACUUCAUACUGAAAGGGAAAUGGAGGUCUAACAACCUAGGGUCUAUUUUUGGAUGAUGAUAAAUGUAAAUUUUUGCUUGGGACCAAAACAACGUUAAUUGUUGCAGUUUUGUGUUAGACCGGAAUAUGCGUUUACAUGUACAGCUGAAUAUCAUAUAGCAUAGUCUUUGUGGGCAAGAAGGUAAAGAAAAAUCACUAUGCAGUCAGUGCAUAAACUCUUCUUCAGGUUGUCGUCAUCUUGUGAGAACAGAGUCUGCACAGGCCAAUUACCGAACUCUAUUGACAGUAGUUUGUGCCACAUUCAGUAAUCCACUAAGCUGCCCCCAAAGGCUAAGCUAUAUCCUAUGUUGUUGUUUGACUGGAGUUUCCCUUUAACCAGGCUCAUCUUAUAAGAUAUGCCCACUGACUGAAUGUGGAGUUCUAUUUAGGUCAGACCAUGACAGAAUCAAAGUAGAAAAUGUCAUAAAGAGUUUACUCUUGUUUUCAUGGGCUACAUAUAGGGCUACUGAUGAAGCAUUUUAAAUAACCCAGACAAUGGUACAGGAACUCAACAAAUAAGGUACAAACUGAAUAAAAAAUAUUGUUGACAAUGAUAAUAAAUAUUCCUGUUUAAUAUAA